Messenger RNA from Colletotrichum higginsianum IMI 349063, 876 nucleotides. RefSeq names its product Tetracycline resistance protein from transposon. NCBI's taxonomy places the organism in Eukaryota, Fungi, Ascomycota, Sordariomycetes, Glomerellales, Glomerellaceae. The record is from RefSeq and is a predicted model, not a curated record. Gene Ontology annotation, molecular function: FAD binding. The transcript is spliced from 5 exons. Bases 1 to 876 code for a protein of 291 amino acids.
AUGCCGGCCCCCCGCGCAGCAAUCGUUGGAGCAGGACCUGCCACUUCUUCCAGUAGACCCGUUGGGUGUAUGCCGGCGCGCCCGCCAUAUCUGGCCAUCGUCGAAGCAGCAGUAUUCGAAGGCGAGGCUUCGCCGGACUUUCGAUCCCAGAGCGGGAGCAGCUUAGACCUGCACACAGAGAAUGGACUGGCCGCGUUGAAGCAGGCCGGCCUUUUUGACGAGUUCUUGAAGUCCGCGACGGGUUCUGGUAGCUCGAUCCAGGAGCGGCCCGAGAUCGACCGGCCGAAGCUGCGCAAGCUUCUCGCCGAAUCCCUCCCCGUAGCUGUGAUCAAGUGGGGGCACCACCUCAAGGAAGUCACCCAUAAGCAACCGCUUUGGGCCGAAAUCAGCACAUUUGGCAUGGUCAUUCCGAGUGCGGCCGAGACGGCCACUGACGUUUACAAGCUGGCCGACAAAGACGGCGUUUUGCCAACAGUGACGGCAAGCGACUUACCAUCCAGCAAUGUCACGGUCAUUGGGGACACAGCGCACUCGUCGACACCACUUUUAGGCGAGGGUGUUAACGUCACGCUUGAGGACGCGAUGAAGUUGGCAAGUGCCAUCAUCCACACAGCAAGCAAAAGAGGCGACCCCGACCUGCUUGACGGGGGGAUCAAGGCGUUCGAGAACGAGAUGCCCAUUCCGCAUGAACAAAGUGCAGCGGCUGACGAAGGAGCUCAUGCGCGACUAUAUGUUCACGCCGGGUUCGCCGCGGACGACCAUCGCGAUGUCGAUAACGAGGCUUGUCAAGUCCGAGACACCAUAGGUGUUCCAUCCGCUGGCUGCCGGCAUGGUGCACUCAUUCUUUUUUUCAUGCGCCGGCUGCUGGCGCCUUAA